Molecule: messenger RNA, 621 nt
Organism: Leptonychotes weddellii (Weddell seal)
Lineage: Eukaryota; Metazoa; Chordata; Mammalia; Carnivora; Phocidae
Source: RefSeq, a predicted model, not a curated record
AUGCGUAGAGACCCUCAUCUUACGUGGCAUGUCUCCCUCCCCUUUCCUCCUGUGUCGAUUCAGAUUGUGAGCACAUCCAAUGCCUCCCAGACAGUCACCUUGGUGUACGUGGUGGGCAAUCGGAGCUCCUUCCUCAACGGCACGGUCGCCAGCAGCCUCCUCCGCCAGCUCUCGGCUGAGCUGGUUGGGUUCUACCUCACCUACCCGCCGCUCACCAUCGCCGAACCGCUGGAAUAUCCCAACCUUGAUAUAUCAGAAACAACUAGAGACUAUUGGGUAAUUACAGUGCUCCAGGGCGUGGACAAUUCGCUGGUGGGCCUGCACAACCAGAGCUUUGCCCGGGUCAUGGAGCAGCGCUUGGCCCAGCUCUUCAUGAUGUCCCAGCAACAAGGCCGGCGGUUUAAACGGGCCACCACCCUGGGAAGCUACACUGUGCAGGUGGUGCCGGCAAGUGAUGAAGAGGAAGGAGCGGUGCUUUUUGACAACUCUGGCAAGGCAGCUGCCGAUCCCUUUGACACAUCUUCUGGAUCUGUGCAGCUCAUUGCAGUAAAACCCACAGCCCUCCCUGUGGUGCAUCCCACAUCGGACAGGAGCCAGGAGUCGGCAGCCCUCAACGGUGAG